This is a messenger RNA of Aspergillus lentulus, 444 nucleotides long. RefSeq lists its product as uncharacterized. The record is from RefSeq and is a predicted model, not a curated record. NCBI's taxonomy places the organism in Eukaryota, Fungi, Ascomycota, Eurotiomycetes, Eurotiales, Aspergillaceae.
AUGCAAUCCAUCUUCUUCCUUCUUUUCCUCACAUUCAGUGCUGUCGUCCUGGCUACCUCAUCCACCUCCUACAAUAAAUGGGUCGAGGGUCUUCCCUCAUGCAUGCAACCCUGCUUCAACACCUUCUUUACGAAUAUUGCUCAAGCCAAAUGCGGCAAAGGUGCCAGCAGCAGCACCAAACCAUCCGACAUAAACUGCAUCUGCCAAUCAGGCACUUUCACCUCGAGUAACGGGAUUGCGCCGUCCAUCGCCGACUGUGCAUCGGUGCUAUGCCCGGAUGCAGCGUCUCAGUUGCAAACUGUCCUGGGUUCUUAUACCCAGUUAUGCUUGAAUCAGGUCAAUUCAGAUGGAUCCGUGCCGAGUCUAGGGAGCACAACGCCGGUGUCUGGCUUGGAUGCAAUCCUUGUGUCGGGCGGUAUUGCCCUUCUUCAAUGUGUCUUAUAG